Molecule: messenger RNA, 318 nt
Organism: Ilex paraguariensis (yerba mate)
Lineage: Eukaryota; Viridiplantae; Streptophyta; Magnoliopsida; Aquifoliales; Aquifoliaceae
Source: the annotation of a GenBank genome assembly
AUGGCCACUUCUUUCUAUGCUGCGAUAAUCCCUUCUCAGAUGUGGAGGACUCCUCAAUCCUUACAAGUGAAAGCGCAGUGCUUUAGAGACGAAGGGAGAAGAAACAAUAUAGUUGAUGCAAAUUUGAGUAUUCUGAGGGAGAAGAUAGAACAGCUUAGGACCAAAGAGAGAUUGGAGAGAUGUUGCAGAACUGAGCAUGGCUGGAAUUAUGCACCAGUGUCUGAUUACAGAUACAAGAAGGAGGUGGUGUUUUCUCAGGCUUUUGAACUCGUAGGCAUGGUUGGUGGGACUGUUGGCCUGACCUUGCUCAGUGAUUAG